Molecule: messenger RNA, 1911 nt
Organism: Nerophis lumbriciformis (worm pipefish)
Lineage: Eukaryota; Metazoa; Chordata; Actinopteri; Syngnathiformes; Syngnathidae
Source: RefSeq, a predicted model, not a curated record
AUGGACCCGACGGAUGAUUUAACUGCUAGGAGUCUUCUCUCUCAUAUUGUCAGUAGAGAACAACCAAGGUCUCCCAUCACUCGCAGUGUCUCUAAACGCCAGAAAAGCAAAGGCGCAGCAGCAGCGCGAAAAGGACGUCCGCAAACUCCGCAGAACAUUUUAAAGAACAAAAUGGAGCGCAAGCUGCGUGAGAGAAUUUCCGGGCAAUUUCUCCCAACUCCAACUGGCAGAAGUGCAUCUCCAGUGGGCAAAAAGCAAAUAUCGGCAUUGUCGUUCGACGAAAACGACUCACCGAGGAAACUUCUCAUGAAUAUCCUGCAGACUGAGCCUGCCAAGUCACCACUGGCUGGUUUCGAGCCGCAGCCAUCUUCAGCGGACGCCAGUAUGACCACCAAGCAUCCCAGCCCGGAUCUGUCUGAGUCUGAGCUGUCGGAGUUGGAUCUCCCCAACGUAACAUACAAUGUGACCAGCGUGGCCAAAGGUCUGACUAGAAAAGGACCGCGUCGCAGCAUGAACGUCACCGCCUUUGAAGCGCGGGUUGAAAAAGGCCUGGACUAUGCAGAAAAUGAAGAUGACAACUCGGCGCAACAAGAUUUGUCCAACUCCACUAACUUGAGUCUCAGAACUCCCUUUGUGGGGGAUCAGACCCAGAAGAUAGGCCUAAGGAGGAGAGUUUCUUACCAUCAAAGAAUCACGGAAAAUGACUUUGAUGAUGCUGUCAACAAGAUGUGUCAAGAGCAAGGUGUGAGCAGCUUCACCCAGUCGGAGCCCAGCCUGGGCAAUACCGCCCAUGCCGAGACUGGUCUGGAAUACACCAUGGACAUUAUCAACUGUCACACCGCCCUCUACGCGCAAACAGACACUGCCGAAAUUCCCAUGCCGGCGACACAGGAUAACAGGGUGCCAGAGCAGGCAGAAUUGGAGUCUGGGGAAGAACACUGCAUGGAGGUCGCGUCUGGGAUUGAGGAGGCGGCUGAAAUGACAUCUGAAGAAGAAGAAAAGGUGGAAAGCGAGGUUGAGACCAAGACUGAAGAGGAGGAAGAACAAGACACGGCCGAAGAUGAAGAUGAUGAUGAUGAUGGACGGCAGGGGGAUGAUGAUGAUGAAGUGGAGGCAAGAAAUCAAACCACUGAACGUAUCGAGUGGCGAGCUCAUCAUUCCGAGGGUGCUGUGGUCAUGCCCGUUCCCAACAGCGCGCCCAGAUCCCGCAACCUUGAACUUACUCCGGACACGAGACCCGAGCAGGAAGAAGUCGCAGAAGAACCCGACGGCCGUGACGCGAAGUCUUUUCACCUCUUGGAGGUGAGCGAAGGGGAGAGUGUAGGGGAUAGUAAUCAGCUAGAAGAGGCUGAGGUUCAGGAGGAAGAAGACGACGACGAUGAUGACGAGCAAGAACUUGAAGAAACCCCCAUUAACACGCCAACGUUUGUUCGAGAGAGGAGGAAAACGUUCCAACGGCCCUAUCCGAUCUCACGCACACUUUUCAACCCGCAACCAGGCACUAGUUCUAGUGAAGGUGUACCUCCGGCCAAAGCAAAGCAGGCUAGAAAGCCAAAGAGUGGAGCACAACAGAAGAGAAACAGCGGUCUUCCAAAAAGUUACCUUAUGACGACUUUUCGGCACUUUGCUAAAACCAAAGUCUCUCGAGACGUUUACCCCAUUUUAGAAGACACGAUGGAUAAGUUUUUCGAUCGGAUGGCCGACGACCUGGAAACCUUCGCUGCUCACGCAGGGAGAAAAACCAUCGAGGUGGAAGACUGUGAACUUCUCCUGAGGAGGCAGGGUCACGUGAACGACAAAGUGCCCGUGGAAGUGCUGAUUGAAAGAUAUCUCCGCAUGGACCAGCGCAGGAUGCUCAUCCCCGUCGCAACCAGCGGGAAUGUCGUUUUCCCAAAAAUGAAGAAGAGAUGA